Silurus meridionalis is the source of this 5260-nucleotide messenger RNA. Its product is annotated as protein kinase C-binding protein 1-like. Gene Ontology annotation, biological process: regulation of DNA-templated transcription. NCBI's taxonomy places the organism in Eukaryota, Metazoa, Chordata, Actinopteri, Siluriformes, Siluridae. The record is from RefSeq and is a predicted model, not a curated record. Gene Ontology annotation, molecular function: protein binding.
GGAGUGCCGAGGCUGUGCUUAUGCAGUGAGAGAGGGCUGAGGGCUGUCCUCCAUGUUUUAAUAAGCACUGACAUUACACACAAGUCUUUUCUAAGCCAUGCAUCCACAGAGUUUAGCAGAAGAGGAGGUAAAGACAGAGUCAGAUGUAAUUGAAGGGAUGGAAAUUGCUACACGAUCCAAAGUGACCGAUCCAGGGUCAGCGGAGCGCACGGCCCCAAAGCGCAAAGCAACCAGCCCACCGCAUUCAUCCAACGGACACUCUCCUUCUGAAGCUUCUCCUAGCCCGGUCAAGAAGAAGAAAAAACCGGGAGCCGUCAACAGCAGUAAAGAUCAGUCCGAACUAAGACAUGGUCCCUUUUACUAUGUGAAGCAGCCCGCACUCACCACAGACCCUGUUGAUGUUGUACCACAGGACGGCAGGAACGACUUCUAUUGCUGGGUGUGCCACCGCGAGGGCCAGGUGCUCUGCUGUGAGCUCUGCCCACGUGUCUACCAUGCCAAGUGUCUCAAACUAGCUGCUGAGCCUGAAGGCGACUGGUUCUGUCCUGAGUGUGAGAAAAUAACAGUUGCAGAGUGCAUUGAAACCCAGAGCAAAGCAAUGACCAUGCUCACACUGGACCAGCUGUCCUACCUUCUUAAGUUUGCCCUGCAGAAAAUGAAACAGCCUGGUACAGAACCGUUUCAGAAGCCAGUGUGUCUUGAGCAGCAUCCUGAUUACGCAGAGUAUAUUUUUCAUCCCAUGGAUCUCUGUACGCUAGAAAAGAAUAUCAAAAAGAAAAUGUACGGCUCUACUGAAGCGUUCCUGGCGGACGUGAAGUGGAUUUUGCACAACUGCAUUAUUUACAAUGGAGGAAACCAUAAGCUCACCACAACAGCUAAAGUGAUCAUAAAAAUCUGUGAACAUGAAAUGAAUGAAAUUGAGGUCUGUCCAGAAUGCUAUCUUUCAGCCUGCCAGAAGAGGGACAACUGGUUUUGUGAGCCAUGUAGUAACCCUCAUCCACUAGUGUGGGCCAAACUUAAGGGCUUUCCAUUCUGGCCUGCCAAAGCUCUACGAGACAAAGAUGGACAAGUAGAUGCUCGAUUCUUUGGACAGCAUGACAGGGCCUGGGUCCCAAUCAAUAAUUGCUACCUCAUGUCAAAAGAGAUCCCUUUCUCCGUAAAAAAGACCAAAAGCAUCUUCAACAGUGCCAUGCAGGAGAUGGAGGUCUAUGUGGAGAACAUUCGGAAAAAAUUUGCCGUCUUCAAUUAUGCCCCGUUCCGCACACCCUACACGCCCGACAACCAGUUCCAAAUGCUACUCGACCCAGCAAACCCUGGCGCUGGCUCGGUCAAACCGGAAAAACAGGAGAAGAUCAAGUUCAGCUUUGAUAUGACAGCAUCCCACGUAGGAAAGGGCAUGGUGUCGGCCGGGAUCGGUGGUGGAGGGACGACUGGUAGGAGGAUCACUGUGCCGGACAUACCACGGUCCCCAAUGAGCACUAACUCUUCUGCCCAUACCGGCUCUGAUGGCGAGCAGGAGGGUGGAGAAAAGAGCCAGACCAGAGCUCUACUGCAACACCACAGCACAGGAGAAGAGUCUCUCGACAGCACAGCGUCCCCUGCUGCUCCGCGAGUCGGUCCUGCGGGCAGUGCAAUGGACAGCCCUAAACCAUUCCAUUCUACAGUCCCAAACACACCCCUUAAACAGGAAAAGACCCCUGUUACAGGCAGCAUCUUAAACCUUAACCUCGACCGUAGUAAGGCUGAGAUGGACCUAAAGGAACUGAGUGAGACUGUACAGCAGCAGCAGGGUGCUCAGGCCUCACUCACUUCUCCUAAAAGACAGAUCAAAAGCCGCUUCCAGCUCAACCUUGACAAGACCAUUGAGAGCUGCAAAGCCCAGCUGGGUAUAGACGAUAUUUCAGAGGACGUGUACAAAGAUGAGGAGCACAGCGAUUCGGAGGAGUCUGACAAGUCUGACUCCAGUGACAGCGAAUACGCCAGUGAUAAUGAUCAAAAACCAAAGAGCACCAAGGACUCUGCUGCUGAUGAUAAAACAGACAAGGAGGUAUCUAAAAAGAAGCCCAAGCCACCAUCACCUGCUGGUGAAGACAAGGAUGCUACAGAAUCCUGCAGUACAUCAAGUUUAUUGACCAAAAGCGAGAUUGUGCAGAAAGUAGGAAGUGGUGUCUCUCAGGUUAAAGAAAAGCCCGCCAUUGAGUCGGACAAAGAAGGGCCUAAACCAGCACCGGCAUCUCCCAGUACAAGAGACAAGCCCAAGUUAACAGAGGAAGACAAGCACCCUGUGUCUGUCGACGUAGACUUGGACUCAGACUCAGAGCGAGAGCUGGUGAUUGAUUUGGGAGAAGAACCUGGAGGGAGAGAGAGGAAGAGGCGCAGGAAAGACUCGGCCGCUGUCACCGCACUCAAAGAACCCGCAGCCUCCAAAACAGAGGCUAAAGGACCUUCCGCAGGAAGUCUUGCUCCAUCGCAAACCCCUUCAGCCCCCUCUUCCACCCCAGGCCUCAAAGACCCCUCGCAGUCUCCAAUGGCAGUUCCUCUAAAUGUAGUCACCAUCCCUGCUGUCCCUAGCAGCACUGCCCUCGUCUCUUCUUCCCUGCCUAACUCUGCUCCGCCUACAGCCCUACCCUCCUCUUCCACCCCCACCAGCACAGUAAAGAAACAGCGCCCCCUGCUGCCUCGUGAAAGCGUCCCGGUGGUGCAGCGGGCCGUUGUCUGGAACCCUGGUGCCAAAUUUCAGACAUCCUCUCAGAAGUGGCACAUGCAGAAGGUGCAGAGGCAGCAGCAGAGUCACACGCAGCCACACACACAAGCACAGUCGUUAUCACAAGCACAGCAGCCGUCGUCUUCACCGUCUUCAUCCAGCACUCGAUAUCAGACACGGCAGGCUGUCAAGGCUGUACAGCAGAAAGAUUCUCCACACAGCACCUCGACCUCAGCUGUCACUCUGGUCACCAGCACCCCAGUGUCUGCAGCCAUAAUGGCAGGUGUCACAGUUAGCUCUUCAUCCUCAUCCUCAUCCUCCUCCAUGGCCGGAGAUCUACAAAUACCCACCACCUCUGCUGACGUGGCAGCCGAUAUUGCAAAAUAUACCAACAAAAUCAUGGAUGCAAAAGGGACAAUGACUGAAAUAUACAAUGACCUCUCGAAGAGCACCUCAGGAAACACAAUAGCUGAAAUCAGGCGGUUACGGAUCGAAAUCGAAAAGCUGCAGUGGCUCCAUCAGCAGGAAUUGUCAGAGAUGAAACACAAUUUAGAGCUGACCAUGGCAGAGAUGCGACAGAGUCUGGAGCAAGAGCGAGAGCGCCUGGUCGCAGAAGUGAAGAAGCAAAUGGAGCUGGAGAAACAGCAGGCUGUCGAUGAGACCAAAAAGAAGCAGUGGUGUGCCAACUGCAAGAAAGAGGCCAUUUUCUAUUGCUGCUGGAACACAAGCUACUGUGAUUAUCCCUGCCAGCAAGCCCACUGGCCAGAGCAUAUGAAGUCCUGCACACAGUCUGCAACAUCGUCACAGCAAGAGCCAGACACCGAGUCAAACGCAGACGGCAUCUCGAAGGUUUCGGGCCAUCCCAACAACAGUCAGGACUCGCCUCGAGAGACCACGGGAGCUCCUCCAACAGACAAGGACAGCGACAUGGACAAAUCGAAGGACAGUGUCACAGUCAGUGUGUCCUAGCUCAUGACACACCAACUACUGCAGGACUGCACUUACAACUGCACAUAUGUACAAAACCUAGUCGAGUUGCGUCACUACAACAAAACGUUUUCAUGUUGUCGUCUUGCCAGGAUCUGCUUUUAACACUUUGGGAGGCUGAUUUGCUUAUUUCUAUCAAUAACAGUUCCUUGGUCCCAUCUCAUUUCCUUAUAGCAUUAAAGACACACCCGGACCUCUUUAGCGACUUACGUUGCUUUUUUUUUUUUUUCACUUGACUUUUACUCGCAUCACAUUUUCCUAAUUGGCUUUUUUAUUUAUCACUUAUUAAUACCCACAUUAUUACAGUGAAGAGUCCACGAAUGACCGCUGCAGGAAUUUUACACCAACCAGUAAUCCUUUGGUGCUCAGUCCAUGUUCGUGGGGAUUUCCUACAGUAAUUCAAAUCCUAUCCGACUUUCAUCGCGUCACUCAAAAAAACGAGAAGCUGUUCUCUCCCGAAUCGUCUUACGCACCAGACAGAAAACCACAUUCAGAGACAAACCUCUCACCAGCUAGAGUGAAGUUAUGAAUCCUGAACUGGACGUAUGUGGGUAAAUACGGUUUAGGUGGUGAACCCUGUAGAUAUCCUUGAUAUCUUGAAGACAUAAAAUGAUGGAGUGAUUCUGUUCACUGUGUAAAGGCUCAUUCUGAAGUGACAGUCAUGUCAUUUUACUUUUUUUUAUUGCAGGUUGUCUGUUUCCUAAUAUAAACCGUAUAUAAGCUUUAUAUAGGGAUUGGGUGUAAAAAAUGUGAGAUUUGGUUUUUAUUUUUUAAAUAGUUCACACAAAUUGUAAAGACAAAUAUUUGUUUAUAUUCAUAUUCAAUUCAUCCGACUUUCUGUUUGGUACUAUGAAACUCAGAAGAUUACAUUAUAUUUGAUUUUCUCUAUGCAUCCAUAACUAAAACAAUUGCAGUUUGACUUGUUUAUAUAUUAGUAUUCGUGUUCCCAUGUGGUGUUGUUGUUAGUAUUUUUUUUUUUGUUAAAAUGUAUUAAAUAUGGCGUGGUAUGAUAGAAGAUACCAGGCUGAUUACUGUUAAAGAAUCACAGGCUUUAUUUUUUAUUAUUUAAACACUUUUGCCUUCACUCGCACUUUGAAAUGUGACCAUUUUUUUUAUCUUUAAUUACAGCUGAACAGGUUAUUUUGUCCUUAUCUUUUAUUUUUGCAUUAAAAUCAGAUCAGUAAUAAUAUUUUCAUCAUAUUCAACAUUGUUCAACAUUUCAUUUGAUCGUUAUGCAUCAUUUUUGACUGAUCAUUCUGUAAUAAUUCUGAGUUGAAUAUUUUAUUUUCUGCUUGGACUUUUUCCGUUUAUGUUUCUGUGCGAAAAAAAAAUUACAUAGUGGUCCAGCAACGUUACCAAAGCUGAGGCUAGAAGGUCGGAAUUUACAUUGUGAUGCGUUAUUACAGGUCAUUACAGUACAGUAACACCAUUUCUGCAGCCUCCCUGAUAUUUACAGUGACUGUCGACUGUUCAGUACAUUCUUAGCUCUUAAAAAAAGAACUGCUGUAUAUAUUACAAUCAUAAAAAAAAUGUUUACAUAUUGUACAGAAAUAAAAUUUGGUGGUCUUA